CGAUUUCUCGGAAAUAGCGUCACCGUGAAUGUUCCAGUAAAGCCAAUCGACAGCUGGUCAAGAGGAAUUCGCCGUCGUCUUCUGGUGGAACCGACAAAUCUUCCAGUAAAGCCAAUCGACAGCUGGUCAAGAGGAAUUCGCCGUCGUCUUCUGGUGGAACCGACCUCCGAAUCUCUUCACCCAACACUUCCACUCGAAAUGGAAGUAAUCCCAACAAUGUUGAUCUUUUGUCUCUCCAAUGCCAGUAAAGCCAAUCGACAGCUGGUCAAGAGGAAUUCGCCGUCGUCUUCUGGUGGAACCGACCUUCGAAUCCUCGCGUCAGCAUGA
Molecule: messenger RNA, 327 nt
Organism: Protopolystoma xenopodis
Lineage: Eukaryota; Metazoa; Platyhelminthes; Monogenea; Polystomatidea; Polystomatidae
Source: the annotation of a GenBank genome assembly